Molecule: messenger RNA, 1821 nt
Organism: Chanos chanos (milkfish)
Lineage: Eukaryota; Metazoa; Chordata; Actinopteri; Gonorynchiformes; Chanidae
Gene: klhl14
Product: kelch-like family member 14
Exons: 8
Coding region: 7-1821 (604 amino acids)
Cellular component (GO): neuronal cell body; endoplasmic reticulum; neuron projection
Molecular function (GO): protein binding
Source: RefSeq, a predicted model, not a curated record
UAAGUCAUGUCCAGAUCGGGUGACAGAACAUCCACCUUUGACCCGACACACAGUGACACCCUGCUACACGGGCUCAACCUCCUGUGGAGGAAGCAGCUUUUCUGUGAUGUGACUCUCACAGCUCAGGGGCAGCAGUUCCAUUGCCACAAAGCAGUGCUAGCCUCCUGCUCACAGUACUUCAGAUCUCUGUUCUCUAGUCACACGCUCAACAACGAGGGUCUGGCAGGAAAGGACCAGGGGAGCAGCGGAACACCCUCCUCCUCCCCCGAUGACAAGCUCUUGCCGAGCACUCGGUCCAUCAACAACUUGGUGCUGCAGGGCUGCUCCUCCAUAGGACUGCGGCUGGUGCUGGAGUAUCUGUACACUGCCAACGUCACCCUGUCUCUGGACACAGUGGAAGAGGUGCUCUCUGUCAGCAAGAUCCUCAACAUUCCCCAGAUCACCAAGCUCAGUGUGCAGUUUCUCAACGACCAGAUCUCUGUGCAGAACUACAAGCAGAUCUGCAAGAUUGCUGCCCUUCACGGGCUGGAUGAGACUAAGAAGCUCGCCAACAAGUACCUGGUGGAGGAUGUGCUCCUGUUGAACUUUGAGGAGAUGUGUGCCAUGCUGGACUCCUUGCCGCCGCCUGUGGAGUCGGAGCUGGCCCUCUUCCAGAUGUCGGUUCUGUGGCUGGAGCAUGACCGGGAGACCCGCAUGCACUACGCCCCGGACCUGAUGAAGAGGCUGCGCUUCGCCCUCAUCCCUGCUGCGGAGCUGGUGGAGAGGGUGCAGUCCGUGGAUUUUAUGAGAAGUGACCCUGUGUGUCAGAAGUUACUUCUGGAUGCUAUGAACUACCACCUUAUGCCCUUCAGGCAGCACUGCAGGCAGACAAUGGCUAGCAGAAUUCGCUCAAACAAAAGAAUGCUGCUCCUUGUUGGUGGCCUACCCCCAGGGCCUGAUCGCCUCCCCAGUAAUCUGGUUCAGUACUAUGACGACGAGAAGAAAACGUGGAAGAUCCUGACAUUAAUGCCUUAUAACAGUGCCCAUCACUGUGUGGUAGAAGUGGAGAACUUCCUGCUCCUGCUGGGAGGAGAGGAUCAGUGGAACCCCAAUGGAAAACACAGCACUAACUUCGUCAGCCGAUAUGACCCACGAUUCAACAGCUGGAUCCAACUCCCACCAAUGCAGGAGAGGAGAGCCAGUUUCUUCGCCUGCUGCCUAGACAAGCAUCUGUAUGUGAUUGGAGGGCGGAAUGAGACAGGCUACCUGUCCAGUGUGGAGUCCUAUAACCUGGAGACAAAUGAGUGGAACUACGUGUCCUCCCUGCCGCAGCCUCUGGCCGCUCAUGCCGGGGCUGUUCACAAUGGCAAGAUCUAUAUAUCAGGCGGGGUACAUAAUGGAGAGUAUGUGUCCUGGCUGUACUGUUAUGAUCCUGUGAUGGACGUGUGGGCGCGGAAACAGGAUAUGAACACAAAGCGUGCCAUUCACGUCUUAGCAGGAAUGAACGACCGCCUCUACGCUAUUGGUGGAAAUCAUCUCAAAGGUUUCUCCCAUCUGGACGUCAUGCUGGUCGAGUGCUAUGACCCUAAAGCAGACCAGUGGAAUAUUCUCCAAACCCCAAUCCUGGAGGGCCGCAGUGGCCCAGGCUGUGCGGUGCUUGAUGACAGCAUUUUCCUGGUCGGAGGCUACAGCUGGAGCAUGGGAGCCUACAAGUCGUCCACCAUCUGCUACAGUCCGGAGAAGGGCACGUGGACGGAGCUGGAGGGUGAGGUGGCCGAGCCCCUGGCAGGACCUGCCUGUGCCACCGUGAUUCUGCCUGCCUGCCUACCUUUCAACAAAUGA